Messenger RNA from Vanrija pseudolonga, 1738 nucleotides. It is a transcript of the gene GULO, whose product is annotated as L-gulonolactone oxidase. Bases 185 to 1639 code for a protein of 484 amino acids. Gene Ontology annotation, cellular component: mitochondrion; membrane. The record is from RefSeq and is a predicted model, not a curated record. The transcript is spliced from 4 exons. Lineage: Eukaryota; Fungi; Basidiomycota; Tremellomycetes; Trichosporonales; Trichosporonaceae. Gene Ontology annotation, molecular function: D-arabinono-1,4-lactone oxidase activity; FAD binding.
CUCGAGGGUCCUCGAUCGGACCACCUCCAUCACAAUCGGCACAUCUAUCUGUGCAACCACACUUGUGCAUACACCCACGACGAGCAGCAACACCCAGCUGUUGGGCAUAGCACGCAUCCCAGCCCCCGCAGCACGCACGCACGCACGUUCGCCGCUCCCUCCGCUCCCCACCCGACCCCGCACAAUGGGCCUCGACACCGAUCUGACAGCCGUGCCGACGGCCGAGCUCCAGCGCGCGCUGGAGCCCAUCUCGGUGCCCACCGCGUCCCCGCUCGCCUUCUUCACCAACUGGGCGCGCACAUUCCAGUGCCACCCGGCGCGCGUGUUCGCGCCCACGACCCCGCUGCAGUGCCGCCAGAUCGUCGAGCUCGCGCGCCGCGAGAAGGCGACGGUGCACCCCGUCGGCGUGGGCCACUCGCCGUCCGACCUAGCGUGCACCAACGGCUGGCUGGUGCGCAUGGAGGGUGUGAAGGGUUUGAUUAGCCUCUCGCACACGGCCAACACGGCCACGUUCCGCGCCGGCACGACGCUGCACGAGGUGCACGCUGCGCUGCUGGCCGCCGAGCCGCCGCUCGCGCUCCGCAACGUCGGCUCGAUCUCGGACCAGACGAUCGGCGGGCUGAUCAGCACGGCGACGCACGGCACGGGCGUGAGCUACCAGGUCGUGUCGGGCGACGUGCGCUCGCUCGACCUCGUCCUCCCGACUGAGGGCGCGCCGGUCGUGCACACGUCCCCGACGGAGGACCCCGAGCUGUUCAAGGCGAGCCAGUGCGGCCUCGGCGCCACGGGCCUCAUCUUGACGGUUGAGAUUGCCGUCGAGCCGGCGUACCGCCUCGAAGAGCACAAGCAGAGCUACGACAACCUUGACGAGGUGUUCGAGAACAUUAACGAGAUCAAGGGGACCGCGCAGCACGUCCGCGCAUGGUGGUACCCCGCUGCAAGGGGCAUCAUCGUGGCGCGCGCGAACAGGACCUACGUGCCCCCGCAGCCCAAGCCCUCCCUCCUCAACCACUUCCUCGGCUUCCACGUCACCCAGUUCCUCCUGUUCGUCUCCCGCUACUGGCGCAACUUUACGCCGUACGUCGGGCGGUGGGCGUACUUCCUCGCACGGGGGUCGCACACGGCCAUUGACCACAGCCACAAGAUCUUCAACUUUGACUGUCUGUUCCCGCAGUACACGUCCGAGUGGGCGCUCGACGCGGCGCAGGCCCGCGCGGCCCUCGACGAGAUCAAGGUCUGGCUCGACGACGAGGCCGCCGACCCCAACGGCCAGCGCGUGCACUUCCCCAUCGAGAUCCGCUGGUCGGCCGCCGACGACAUCUGGCUCUCGCCCUCGGAGGGCCGCGAGACGGUGUGGAUCGGCCUCGUGACCUUCCGCCCGUAUGGGCUCGCCGUGCCGUACCGCGUCUUCCAGAACCGGUUUGCGCAGAUCUGCGCCGCGCACGGCGGACGGCCCCACUGGGCAAAGGAGCACAACUUGACCCCCAAGGGCGUCGAGGCGCUCUACCCCAAGUUUGAGGACUUUAAGCGCGUCGUCGCUCGCGUCGACCCCGACGGCGUGCUCCGGUCAGAGUACACCCGCAGACACUUUGAUGGUGAGGAUAUCGACGCUAGGUUCUUCAAGGAGCGCCGCGGGUAGGCGGCGCGGGAGGUGUGAGCGAGCAUUAGACGACUUGAUAGAUGGGUUCAUGGACUAGCUAGGGACACAACACAUGCAUGUAUGCAGGAUAUGACAGGC